Messenger RNA from Echinops telfairi (small Madagascar hedgehog), 1178 nucleotides. It is a transcript of the gene AKR1A1, whose product is annotated as aldo-keto reductase family 1 member A1. Gene Ontology annotation, cellular component: cytosol. The coding region runs from base 48 to 1091 and encodes 347 amino acids. The record is from RefSeq and is a predicted model, not a curated record. Gene Ontology annotation, biological process: aldehyde catabolic process. Gene Ontology annotation, molecular function: aldose reductase (NADPH) activity. NCBI's taxonomy places the organism in Eukaryota, Metazoa, Chordata, Mammalia, Afrosoricida, Tenrecidae. The transcript has 9 exons.
AGAGAUCACCCCACCCCGUUCACGCCCUGCGCUCGGCCGAGGAGGCAAUGGCGGCUUCCUGUGUGCACCUGCAUACUGGGCAGAAGAUGCCCCUGAUCGGACUGGGUACCUGGAAGAGUGAGCCUGGCCAGGUGAAAGCAGCUAUAAAGUAUGCCCUGAGUGUUGGCUACCGCCACAUUGACUGUGCUGCCAUCUAUGGUAAUGAGGCCGAGAUUGGCGAGGCCCUGAAGGAGUGCGUGGGACCAGGCAAGAGGUCAGGUUGGGCGAGACUUGGUGCCCGUGGCUUUCUUCACUUGGGGUCUUGCCCCCUGUACCAGGCAGUGCAACGGGAGGAGCUGUUUGUGACAUCCAAGCUGUGGAACACCAAACACCAUCCUGAGGAUGUGGAACCUGCCCUUCGGAAGACACUGGCUGACCUCCAACUGGAGUAUUUGGACCUGUACCUGAUACACUGGCCAUAUGCUUUUGAGCAGGGAGACAAUCCUUUCCCUAAGAAUGCCGAUGGAACUAUACGCUAUGACUCCACCCACUACAAAGAGACCUGGAAGGCUCUGGAGACACUGGUGACCAAGGGGCUGGUGCGGGCUCUUGGCCUGUCCAACUUCAGCAGCCGGCAGAUUGACGAUGUGCUCAGUGUGGCCUCAGUGCGUCCUGCUGUCCUACAGGUGGAAUGUCAUCCAUACCUGGCUCAGAAAGAGCUGAUUGCUCACUGCCAUGCAUGUGGUCUGGAAGUGACUGCUUACAGCCCUUUGGGCUCCUCUGACCGCGCAUGGCGUGAUCCUAAUGAGCCCGUAUUGCUUGAGGAGCCCGUCGUCCUGGCACUGGCUAAAAAGUAUGGCCGGUCUCCAGCUCAGAUCUUGCUCAGGUGGCAGGUCCAGCGGAAAGUGAUCUGCAUUCCCAAGAGUAUCACUCCUUCCCGAAUCCUUGAGAACAUCCAGGUAUUUGACUUCACUUUCAGCUCAGAAGAGAUGAAGCAGUUAGAUGCUCUGAACAAAAAUUGGCGGUACAUCGUGCCUAUGCUUACGGUGGAUGGUAAGCGGGUCCCAAGAGAUGCAGGGCAUCCUUUGUACCCUUUUAAUGACCCGUACUGAAGCACAGCUUCCUGGCAUCUCUUCUGGCUCUCCAGCUAAGAAGUCCUGACAUCCCCAGAAAGGGGGUAUUAAAGCUGUUGGAGGGUC